AGUGUUAAUUGCAUUUUCUGGUUCUAUAAAUUACAGACAGUGUACUGGGUUCAGGUUGGGCCUGGUCACCACAAAUUACGUUUUUUGUGGGAAACAUGGCUCGGUGAUUAUCGGUGAAAAGAUGUUACAUCGGGCUAACCAGAAUACGGCCGCAGGAGAAACAGUAAUGUGUGGUUUAUAAAAUAGCAGACAAAAUCUAAACUCCGUGAAAUAAAUUCAAUUAUUUUAUCAAAUUCGAUCAAAUCGUGUGUUCGUACCAGCAUAAUUGAAUGCACUGUCAAAAACAAUAAAUAAACAAAUGCUAUUGCAGCAGCGUAGGAAAGUUUAUUCGUCCUAAUCAAGAAAUCAAGAUAAGUGAUAUAAAAAGCUUGACUUGCUGAGAGUGAGCUUGAUUAAACAAAUAUAAAAUGUCAAGACAAGGACUUCACUUGUUCCUUCUAGGUCUUCUUGCACUUAGAUCAGUUCUGAGCUACGAGUUUAUGGACGACAUGUACUACGAGUAUGACAACUUGAACACUAUUGAGGAAUCAGCUGUACAUCAAGUCGGUACAGUACAAACACCAGCCUUCAUUACGUCAUCAUUAGAUAAAACUGUCAAUGAGGGUGAGACGAUACGACUGCCCUGCAAGGUUGAUAAUCUGCAGGGGUUUGUUCUUCUGUGGAAAAAAGAUGAAAAAAUUCUUACUUUAGGAAACAGUAUUGUUAAUAAUGAGGAUGGAAGGUAUCUGCUAGAACUGGGAAUGGACGGUAACACUCUGGUGAUUAGGCUGGUCAACCCGGCAGACCAGGGUCUGUAUACCUGUCAGGUUUCUGCAUUUAAACCCAGCUAUAUAUCUCACAGACUAGCUGUCAGAGUUAAACCAGUAAUCAGGAUUGAAGAGGGAGCUAAAAUUGUUCUAAAGGAGGGUGUAGAGUCAAGACUUACUUGUUCCGUCCUCUCCGGGUCUCCUGAACCUACCCUUACCUGGAGACUAGAUGGAAUAAAGGUUGGUGAAGGGAGACAUCUAGUCUGGUCUUCUAUAGAUAGGAUGGAUAGUGGUGUGUACAGCUGCGAAGCUCAGAAUGGUUUCAGUACAACACCUUCAGUUGAGAAUAUUACUGUACAAGUACAAUAUGGUCCAGAAAUUAUGUUCAACUCUAAACUUGUAGAAAUGGACAACUCAUCACUUGUUACAGAAGUUAACUGCACUGCAACUGCACUUCCUAAACCCAGUGUAGCCAUUUUAAAGGGCCCCUCUGCAGUGAUCAGCAACACUUCAACACAAAUAGGAGAUACAGUCACUAUAACUGCUAGACUAUAUGGAGAAGAUAUAGAAGGAAAAUAUACAUGUAUAGCAACAAACAGACAUGGUGUAGCAGAUAUUAACCUUCAUAUUACAGCUCCCACAACAACAACAACAACAACAACUACAACAACAACAACAACAACAACAACAACAACGACAUCAACUACUACUACCACAACUACAAUUACAAGAACUAUGUCGAAAGAGACUGAUCUAGAGGGGUCUCGUACUGACGAAUUUAACCAAUAUGUUUCUGACUCUUCGUUAUCCUGUUCUCCAACCCAUCCUUCUUCAAUAUCAUCUCUUCUUCUUCUCCUCCUUCUCCUCCUCAGUUCCUGCCUUCAUACCAGAUAUAUAUAGAACUAGAGUUCUCCAACCCAUCCUUCUUCAAUAUCAUCUCUUCUUCUCAUCCUUCUCCUCCUCAGUUCCUAUCUUCAUACCAGAUAUAUAUAGAACUAGAGUUCUCCAACCCAUCCUUCUUCAAUAUCAUCUCUUCUUCUCAUCCUUCUCCUCCUCAGUUCCUGCCUUCAUACCAGAUAUAUAUAGAACUAGAGUUCUCCAACCCAUCCUUCUUCAAAAUCAUCUCUUCUUCUCAUCCUUCUCAUCUUCAGUUCCCACCUUCAUACCAGAUAUAUUUCAACCAGCUCAGGGACUCAGAGGACUUUAAUCGGUGAUUCAGGAUUUAAACCCUGUAGGAGUUCAGUGAUCUCUCCAAUUCAUUAAAUUCGGUCACAGAAGUUCUUCUGUUCAAUUCCUUAUUUUAUCAUGAAGGAUAGAAAACUUGCAUUUAUAAAUAAAACUGCUUAAAGGGAAUCUUCCUUAAACAAAUGAAUGAAAAAGGAAAAACUAUUUUUACCUAAGAAACAACAGUUCUUUGUUUAAAUUAGAAGUAUCAGACACAAAGCUACAUUAUUGUAAAAACAUAAUCCUGACCAACACAAAUUAAAAAUAACUGAUCUUUCACAUUCCAUGUAAUUAUAAAGUUCCAAAUUAUUUUAAUGUGACAUUCUUGAAAAAGUCUUUUUCAUUCUAAAGUCGUCAAGAGAAAAUUCAUCCUGCAAAGAAAUCUUAAUUUAUGAUCCAGUGAGUUGUAUCAAGUCAGAUUAUCUAAAAGUCAGAAAAUAAUUGUUUCCAGAUCUAUGUUUACUGUUUAGUGUUGACUAAUAAAUAAUAAUGUAUUUUAAUUUUAUAACCAUGUGAAUAAUUCAUUCAGAUCCUGUACAGUUUCAGUUCAGAUAAUAAAUUUUAUCAAAUAA
Eurytemora carolleeae is the source of this 2542-nucleotide messenger RNA. RefSeq names its product igLON family member 5. Gene Ontology annotation, cellular component: cell-cell junction. Gene Ontology annotation, biological process: cell-cell adhesion. NCBI's taxonomy places the organism in Eukaryota, Metazoa, Arthropoda, Copepoda, Calanoida, Temoridae. The transcript is spliced from 15 exons. Gene Ontology annotation, molecular function: cell adhesion molecule binding. The coding region runs from base 408 to 1646 and encodes 412 amino acids. The record is from RefSeq and is a predicted model, not a curated record.